AUGGAUAUAUUGCUGAUUUACUACCUCUUUGAUUUUCUGCUGGCUGUUGGGCUUGGCUUACAAUGUGAACGAUGCAGCAGCAAAGCCAGUUCCUGCACUGGAGCCCCAUAUAAUUGUCCACAUUCUGAAAAGGCCUGCCUGAUCCUUACCAUAGAGAACAUUAUUGAGAACAAUCAAUGGUUCUCCACCUUCAAAGGCUGUGUGCCAACCAAGAGCUGUCCUUCUCUUUCCAUGAGUUUCACAUUUCCUUCGAAGCAUGAGCGAAGGACGGCCAAGUGUUGCUACCACGAUUUCUGCAACAAAGGAGUUGUGAAAUUGGAAGACACAAAGAAAACACGAAAUGGACUGAAAUGCCCAGGAUGCUUUUCAAUGAAUCUGGAAUGUCAAGCCACAGAGAUGUUAAACUGCCAUGGCCAGGAGCGCAAGUGUGUUUUCAUGGGUGUGACUGUACAACAUGAUAAUCAGAUCUUUGUGCAUGCUAAACGUGGCUGUGGGACCAAGCAAGUCUGCUGGAAUAAAGAACGCACAUUUGGCAUCCCUGGGCUGUAUGCAGAAAUUUGGAAGAAUGUUACCUGUUCUCAUGCUGCCAAGUGAUUUGAUUUAAUGAGCGAAGAGGGGCUAGUCCCUUACAUCGU
Messenger RNA from Notechis scutatus (mainland tiger snake), 635 nucleotides. The record is from RefSeq and is a predicted model, not a curated record. NCBI's taxonomy places the organism in Eukaryota, Metazoa, Chordata, Lepidosauria, Squamata, Elapidae.